AAAUAACUUAUCGAUAACUAAACUAUAGUGCUGUAAAAAACUUCAAGAACAGUGUUGUACAUCAGCACGCGGCAUCUUUUUUUGGCGGCCAUCACAACGCAAAACUGAAGAACGCAAGACAAAACGCUUAAAUUAAAUGUGCUAACAAAUAGUGAGCACAUAUCUAAAAAAAAAACAUUAUAAAACCAAACGACUUGAAAAUGUCCACGGGCGCUGCAAGAGUUUACAUUCAAGUUGAGAGCGAGGCCGAGCAGCAGGAGCAUCUGAAGCAACAACGCAAAACUCUAAAGCCAUUGCAGACAAACGCCAACGAUAAGGAGAAUUUGACUGGACCAGGUCGCGUCUCCAUCGUGGAUCAACUUAGUCGCUUGAAAGCCGGCGUGAAUCUAACGCCAACGCCAAAAUAUGGUAAACGUAAAUGCGUAGAAACGGGUACGGGACCCUCAACAAUAAUAAGCAAACAGGAUGCGGACACACAAACUGAAGAGAACUCAAUUCAAGAAGCCAAAGAUGCUGAUAAGCCCAUCACAGCGGAAGAUCUGACCAGCGAGUGUGAGCCGGGCGAGAAUUACUACAAACUGUUGGCAGAGCAGCGACGCGCUGCACUGGAGAAUUCACUGAUCGAGAAUCGUCAUUUGCACGAGAGAAUCGAUGGCUUGGAGGAGGAGAUAAACAUAAUGCGCAAGGAACUGGACGAAGCUAACAAUCUAGUUGAGGUACUCAAGGAAAUAUGCGACGAGAAUGAGAGCGAAGACCCGGAGGCAGAGGCGGAAGCAGAGGCAUAGUUACAAAAUGCUAUUUACCAAUAAAUACAAUUUUUAUGUUUUUACGUUUAACAUUAUAUUAGAUUAUAUUAUUAUGAAAGUAGUUGUAGUCGAAUCAUUUCAAAUUUCUUAACUUAUUCAAUUACACGCAACCACAAUCUCCAACCCAAUGGACUGGUCUCACUGUACUCCAGCAAUAAAUAUUUACUAGUUUCAAUAAAUGGUUGUUUCCUCUGAAU
Molecule: messenger RNA, 1003 nt
Organism: Drosophila innubila
Lineage: Eukaryota; Metazoa; Arthropoda; Insecta; Diptera; Drosophilidae
Gene: geminin
Product: geminin
Exons: 1
Coding region: 201-785 (194 amino acids)
Biological process (GO): negative regulation of DNA replication; negative regulation of cell cycle
Cellular component (GO): nucleus
Source: RefSeq, a predicted model, not a curated record